This is a messenger RNA of Eimeria tenella, 462 nucleotides long. Its product is annotated as 2e999-prov protein, related. Lineage: Eukaryota; Apicomplexa; Conoidasida; Eucoccidiorida; Eimeriidae. The record is from RefSeq and is a predicted model, not a curated record. The coding region runs from base 1 to 462 and encodes 153 amino acids. Gene Ontology annotation, biological process: mRNA catabolic process. The transcript has 3 exons. Gene Ontology annotation, cellular component: nucleus; cytosol. Gene Ontology annotation, molecular function: nuclease activity; RNA binding.
AUGGCCAGCGGCGUCGCGACAGUCAAGGAGGUUAUCUCCGGGGACACUCUGGUCCUCGUGGGUAUUCCUCCAAAGCCUAGAAAGGCAAUUCUUAACGGGGGGCCCCCCCCGGAGAAGCGCGUGAGCCUGUGCUCCGUGGUGGCCCCGCGCGUGGCCGUGAAGACUCUGACGCACGAGAGCAGCGACGAGCCGUUCGGGUUUGCUGCGCGGGAGUUUCUGCGGCAGCAGCUGAUAGGGCAGCAGGUGCAGUUCAAAGUGGAGUUUGCUGCAGCAGGAAAAGAAUAUGCAUGCGUCUUGCUGCAGGGCCAAAACGUUGCAUGCGAACUCCUCAGGAGGGGCCUCGCCAGGCUCCGCGACAACAAAAACCCCCCUGUCGCCCACGACAUCCACGGUAGCCCUGCUGCUGCUGCUGCUGCUGCUGCUGCGGGUGCUGCUGCGGCGUGUGUUUGCUGCUGCUCGUGA